Oldenlandia corymbosa var. corymbosa is the source of this 1128-nucleotide messenger RNA. Lineage: Eukaryota; Viridiplantae; Streptophyta; Magnoliopsida; Gentianales; Rubiaceae. The record is from the annotation of a GenBank genome assembly.
AUGAAUCGAGCCACGAGGUCCACUAUAACCUAUUUAUUCCCGAUGAAGAAGAAGGAAAGAUUUGAGACCCUGCAAAAGUUGUUGGAGGUUGACGAAACCCAAUGGCAUAUGGCUAGGCCACAACGAGUGAUUGCCAAGAAGAAAAAGGAAUCGAAAAGCUGUCAAAGGAUAAUGACACCAAUAGAUGAUCCUUGCCAUCAAGUGGAGGUUCCUUCGUCAGUUAUGCAGCGAGCUGAAGCAGUUCAAGAGAAUCUUGACGCCAAGUUUCCCAGUUUUAUCAAGCCAAUGAUCCGAUCCAACGUGACAAAAGGUUUCUGGCUGUCUCUGCCAAAGAUAUUCUGCCAUCUCCAUUUGCCAAGUCAGGAUGCAACAAUUAUUCUGGAAGAUGAGCAUCUUAGACAGUACAGCACAAAAUAUCUUGUAGCAAGGAGGGGACUUAGUGCUGGAUGGAAAGGGUUUUCAAUCGCGCAAAACUUAGUAGAGGGAGAUGUUCUAGUUUUUCAUAUGGUUAAACGCUACAAAAUAAAGGUGUAUAUAAUAAGAUCCAGUUUAUUGAACGAAGUGGAUGCAGCUCUUUCGCUGGUGUGCUUAGACACUGACACAAAAUCAAUGGAUUCAGGACAUACAAGGACUCAUUGCAGAGCUAUGGAACCAACUGGAGAGAAGAGAAUCACUUCAGCUCCGCGGAACAUUGCUAAUAUUUAUAAGGCUAUGCCGGAUGACCAUAUUGUACAAGAGAUUGAUCAAUCUGAGAAGCUAGGCUUGGACCUUCAACUCGCUUUGAAUGAUAUCAUCUCUAAAACACGCAGUAUAGCCACUGCAGUUGAAGCAAGCAUUCUCAUUCCCUUUUCAAAUGAUUCUGCGCUGUGCAACGAGCAGAUGAUAAAUUGUAAAGAAAUGCUUUGCAAUCUUAGCAAAAUACGUUCUCAGCUGGACCGGCUAUUAUCCCUGGUUCUUGAACCCAGACCCUUUUAUUGUAAUGGUUAUAGAGAUGUAUCGUACUUGCGAAUUCGAGACAGAGGUACUGCCGAAGUAGAUAUUGUGGUACUGAAGGAAACUGUAGAGAGGCUUAUUUCUAAGGUUGAGCUACAUAAGAUAAAUGCUGAGAUGCUUGAGCUCAAACUUUAG